ACAUCUUGACCUAAAAGGAUAAAAUUGACGCGGCAGAUUAGCAUUAAAGUGAAUGGAAGAUAGAUGAUUUAUACAAUGAAGAAAGAACAGAUUUUUUGGGUGUCUGUGUAUCUACUGCUUGAUUGUGCCUCUGCCCCUCUUAGUGCUGUCCUUGAAACUGAAGAUUAUGCAGAUAUUACAGAUGUCGAGUUGCCGCCACUGAAACUUCUACAUUCAUUUUGUGCUUUGAAACCGGAUAAUGGCCCAUGCAGAGCCAUGAUUAAGAAAUUUUUUUUCAACAUCCACACUCAGCAGUGUGAGGAAUUUAUGUAUGGGGGAUGUGAAGGAAAUCAGAAUCGAUUUGCAACUCUGGAGGACUGCGAAGAAAAAUGUACAGAAGUUUAUCCAAAGACUAGGACACAGAUAAAAUUAGAAAAAGAAAAGCCAGAUUACUGCUUUUUGGAUAAAGACAAUGGACUCUGUCGAGGUUAUAUGACUAGGUAUUUUUAUAACAAUGAGACAAAGAAAUGUGAAGAAUUCAAGUACGGCGGGUGCCUCGGCAAUCAGAACAACUUCAUGUCACUGGAACAAUGCAAGAGCACCUGUGAGGACUUAGAGCAUGAUCUUCAGUUGGAAGAAUCUGUGCACAAUACAGUCAUAUCUGGCUCUACGGAUAAUACACUGCCCAUUAGUUCUGGGGGCAGCAUGACACCACUUGAUUUGACGAAUAACGUAACCCCGGUUGAUUCUGUGAAUAAUGACUCCGUCGCUCCCCAGCCUGCCGAGGCUCCCAGCUUUUUGGAAUUUCACGGUCCUUCCUGGUGUCUGACUCCAGCAGACAGAGGAUUGUGUCACGCCAAUGAGAGCCGAUUCUACUACAAUUCCGUCAUUGGGAAAUGCCGCCCAUUUAAGUACAGUGGAUGUGGAGGGAAUGAAAAUAAUUUUACUUCUAAAAAAGCAUGUCUUAGGGCUUGUAAGAAAGGUUUCAUCCAAAGAAUAUCAAAAGGAGGAUUAAUUAAAACCAAAAGAAAAAGAAAGAAGCCGAGAGUGAAAAUAGUGUAUGAAAAAAUUUUUGUUAAAAAAGCAUAAAUUUUGUUACAUUAUUGUAUCAGUUCUAAAUAUUCUGGAUGAAACUUUUCACUAUAUUUUCUUUCCCAAAAUCCUUUUAAUGACUAUUUCCAUGAAUUUUCUAUGUACAUAUUAACCACUAUUAAUAAUUUGUAUCAGAAUUAACUUCUUUAUGUAAUCAAAGUGCAUAUUCAGGGGCUGAGUACUAUGAAUUUACUUACUCUCUCAAUCCCUCUCUAUUUCCCAUUGACUACAAGUUGUCAUAUUACUGACCACAUCCAAUCAGUCCAAUUUUACCUUUGGUAUCAGUUGCUCGAAAAUAUGGUGUCAUUUAUUUGUUUUGAUGAUGUAGAUGAUGAUCUCCUUUAUUGCCUAUGCACAGAUUAAAAAAUAUAGCCAUUAAAGAUCAAACACCCUUUGGAUUUCACAUCUGAAAUGGUGACAAGCACUUUCUUCUGCAAGGAUUGGUCAGUUGAGCGUUGAGGGAGAGCUGGUGAUGGUACAACCCAUCAUGUGCCUCCCUCCCUGGACGUAACUCUUCUCCUUGUUCGUAAGCCCGUGCCUCAGAUCAAUCUCGAGCCAAACCAUUAUCAGAACGAAAAGAGUCAACUCUAUCAUGUGCCUGAUUUUGAUUAACUAUUUUUUGUUGGUUUAUGACCCAUUAUAUUAGUAAAAAUGGUUGAAUAGUUGUGUGUUAAGUACAGAUCAUGGUAAGAAGAGGCUUGGUGGAAAGGGAAAUUUUUAAUGGUAAUCAAAAGGAAAUUGUUCGUGUACAUCCCAAAUUCAUUAUUUAACAAAGUUUUCUCUUACCCAAAAUUGUAAAAAUAUUUAAACCUGCUGAAACCUACUUAUUUAUCCUUAGGCUCUGCACGUAGUACAACCCAGUAAGUCAUGUUUAAGGUGGGGGAAAAAAAAGUCAUGUUAUUUCUGUCGAAGAGGAAGAUUCUACUAGAAAAAUCUAUGUGAUAUUCCCUCUCAGUGGCCUAACCUUUCCUUGGAGUUCAUUCUGUUCCUCCAGAUCUAGACCUUUCCUUCCCGGCUCAGCUGUUGCCGUGCGGAUCUCCACAGCCUCCCGGACAUUCCAGUCUCUUAGCGCUCAUCUCUAGCUUUGCAUUUAAAUGUGAACUUGCCAUCUAGAAGCAAGUAACCAUUUCAUCUACUUAGUUUAGCUUUAUGACUUUUCUCUAGCAGUAGUGUUAUAAUUUUGCCUGUUCCUCAGUCUUGAAAGUUUGAAGCCAAUUUUGACUUCUUAUUUUUCUUCAUAUAUAUAUGUAUGAAGAAAAAAAUAUAUAUAUCAUCAGUCUCUGAACACUAUUGCUUCCUGUUUCAUAACCUUCAGCUCCAGGCUUUUUGCCCCUAUUGCAUUCUUCACAUCAGUACUGGUUUAAUUCCUAAGAAUUAAUUCAAUAUAUUUCUCCACCUCUCAGAAUCCAUCAAGGACUCACUAGUUGGUACUUAACCUCAUCCCAUUCCCCACAAUUUUAUUUUGAUAUGUAUUUUUUUGGAUUUAACUACUGCCCUCUUUCUUGAGUUUCAAUUUAGUUAAAAGGGUAUGCACUAUUCACUGAAUACAUCUUUAAUUACUCAACUUAUUCAUGCUGAUUUCCUACCUAAAAAUGUGAUCUUUUCUCAACUUUCCACAUGAAUUCAGGGUCCAGCUCAUGAGCGCUAUAAAAUCUACAUAGUUCUGAGGCUGAAUAUGAAGUCCUAAGAUAUAAUUAUAAAUCAUUUUCAUCCUAUGACAUAAAAAUUAUAUCAUUAUAAAAUAGUUCACUUAAUUUUAUAUCUUGAUUUCAAAUAGAAUACAUACACACAAUAUAUACAUAAGUAAUAGUCUUAAACUGAAUGUUUGCUGUGGGAUUUGAGACUUUGGGAAACCAAAAUCCCUGUGCAAUAUGCUUUCUUGUCAUUUAUACCCUUAAAUAAAGGGUAAUGUCUCCUUAGGUCAAGUGAUUAGUUGCUACCAACAACGUAUAAAUAACACAGUAGUGAGUUGGACGUUUUCUCCAAAAACCAUCCAUGGAUUCAUUACAUAAUCAAGAAAGACUCACACUGAGAUAGUUUGCAAUGUUUAAUUCACAAGAAUAUUAUUUUUGCUGUAUUUUUAGAUAAGAAGCUCUCUGGUGGUACUGUCUUACUUUGUUUUACAUAAUCAAAUACAUCUAACUGUGAAUUUUAUAUAGAAUUACAUUAUACAGCAUUUAUAUAUAUUUACCAACUUUGUUUAUUCUGUGUUCAAAAUUAACAAAUCAUGCUGAAAACUGCUCAAAUGAUUUUAGUUUUUACAUUACAAGAAAUAA
Molecule: messenger RNA, 3347 nt
Organism: Enhydra lutris kenyoni (northern sea otter)
Lineage: Eukaryota; Metazoa; Chordata; Mammalia; Carnivora; Mustelidae
Product: tissue factor pathway inhibitor
Exons: 8
Coding region: 64-1068 (334 amino acids)
Biological process (GO): negative regulation of peptidase activity
Cellular component (GO): extracellular region
Molecular function (GO): serine-type endopeptidase inhibitor activity
Source: RefSeq, a predicted model, not a curated record